AUGGCCGAGUACUGGAUGGAGGCCAUAGAAAGAAUCAUGGACGAUUUGGACUUUACCCCUGAACAGAAAUUGAAAGCGACUGUUUCCUUGCUUCGCGAUGAAGUGUACAAAUGGUGGCUGACCCAAAAGAGCUUUGAGAAGCUUAAGACUGUACUAACUGAGGCUCCUGUUUUGGUACAGCCUGAACCUGGAAAGGAGUUCACAGUUUAUAGUGAUGCAUCACAUUACCAUCCCGACCAGUCUAAUGAGGUGGCCGAUGCGUUGAGUCAUAGAGUUAUGACCGAUCUGAGAGCGAUGUUCACUCGACUUAGCCUAUUCGACGAUGGAAGUCUGCUGGCAGAACUUCAGGCUAAGAAUGGUGGAACUACUGAUUUUGGGAUAAACAGUGAUUGGGUACUUUGUUUCUACGGUCGGAUUUGUGUACCGAAUGAUGAGGAUUUAAGGCAGUUGAUUCUGAGAGAGGCGCAUGAUAGUCCUUAUACUAUGCAUCCUAGCGGGAACAAGAUGUACCGAGAUCUUUGGGAAUUGUACUGGUGGCCAGGGUUGAAGCGUGAGGUUACCGACUUCGUUGCUCGCUAUUUGACUUGUCAGCAGGCUAAGAUUGAGCAUCAAUUACCUUCGAGUUUGCUACAGCCGGUUAAGAUACCGUUAUGA
Gossypium raimondii (Peruvian cotton) is the source of this 654-nucleotide messenger RNA. RefSeq lists its product as uncharacterized. The record is from RefSeq and is a predicted model, not a curated record. The coding region runs from base 1 to 654 and encodes 217 amino acids. The transcript is spliced from 4 exons. Lineage: Eukaryota; Viridiplantae; Streptophyta; Magnoliopsida; Malvales; Malvaceae.